CUCUUGACUGCACUGCACUGCCACCCCCGCCUCAAGUGAUCCAAAUCCUGUGCACCAACGUUGCAACGCGACCGCUCACCGCCAAGCCACAACGCCCUCUCCCAUUCCAUUCCACCCCCUCGUUGCCCAUCCCAUCGCCUAGGCCGGUUAUCCAUCCGUUCCGCACUACCGCGUCCUCCGUUCCUCAUCGCUUCUUGCUUUGCUCACACAUCGCGCCCGGGGCUGCAACCUUUUGCAACUCGACAUCCAUCCAUCGUCGUCCUUCGACCACCACGUCAACCACCUAAACGCCCAAAGCGCGCUCACGGAUUGACCGCACAACCUUUACAUCUUCUCUCGCUCUCGCCCCCUCGACAGUGUUUGACUCCUCUUCCAUCAUGGACACAACAGCACGCCAGGCAUUCCAGAUGCCCAACAACGUCUACGUCCUCCAGCAGCCCUGGUCGCUCGUCAAGGAGCUCGGACAGGGCGCAUACGGAUGCGUCUCGUCUGCCCGCCAUGCCCAGACUGGCGAGACCUGCGCCGUGAAGAAGGUCACCAAUGUCUUCACAAAGAAGAUCCUCACCAAGCGCUGCCUUCGUGAGCUCCGCCUGCUGCACCACUUCCGUGGCCACAAGAACAUCACUUGCCUGUACGACAUGGACAUUGUGUUUGACCCCCCCGGAUCCAACACGUUCAACGAGGUCUACCUGUACGAGGAGCUCAUGGAGGCCGACCUGCACGCGAUUAUCCGCUCUGGCCAGCCCCUGUCGGACGCACACUUCCAGAGCUUCAUGUACCAGACUUUCUGCGGUCUCAAGUACAUCCACUCGGCCAACGUCCUCCACCGUGACCUGAAGCCUGGAAACUUGCUCGUCAACGCCGACUGUGAGCUCAAGAUCUGUGACUUUGGCCUCGCACGUGGAUUCCAGCCUGGCGCCGUUCAGACCGAGCAGGGACAGGCCGGCUUCAUGACCGAGUACGUCGCCACUCGCUGGUACCGUGCUCCCGAGAUCAUGCUCAGCUUUGCCAACUACACCGCGAGCAUCGACAUGUGGUCCGCAGGCUGUAUCCUCGCCGAGCUCCUCGGUGGCAAGCCCAUCUUCAAAGGCGAGGACUAUGUUGACCAGCUCAACCGUAUCCUCAACCUCCUCGGCACGCCCACCGAGGACACUCUGCGCCGUGUCGGCAGCCCCAGGGCACAGGACUACAUCCGUUCGCUCCCCAUCAAGCCCCGUGUGCGCUUCCAGACGCUGUACCCCCGGGCGACGCCCCAGGCCCUCGACCUCCUCGAGAAGCUCCUGUGCUUCGACCCGGCCAAGCGUAUUGGAUGCCAGGAGGCUCUCGAGCACCCAUACCUCGCCGUGUGGCACGACCCCAUCGACGAGCCCGUCUGCGAGGUUCCGUUCGACUUCAGCUUUGAGCGCGAGGACUCCUCGUCGGGCAUGCGCGAUCUUAUCAUCGACGAGGUGCGCUCGUUCCGUCAGUUGGUGCGCCAGAACGUCACGCCAGCGCCUGCUGGGCAGCCCCACGAUCUUCCUCCUCCGCCUGCGGCCGUGAGCCAGCCCGGUGCUGGUGUCGGCCCUGCGUUCCACGACGCGCCAAACCACGGUGAGGACCACGAGGAGCACCCGAGCUCUGCGCUCGAGCGUGGGCUGGACAACGUGCCUCCUUACCAGCGAUAAGGGCCGAGGCUGUCGGGUGCUGGGCACCGCGGUAGAAUAUCAGACGUGCGGAACGCUAGUCGAACGUUAGUCUCAAAUUAUGGUACCAGGUUGCGAUGCUACUUGUUUUUUUUUU
Molecule: messenger RNA, 1779 nt
Organism: Vanrija pseudolonga
Lineage: Eukaryota; Fungi; Basidiomycota; Tremellomycetes; Trichosporonales; Trichosporonaceae
Product: Mitogen-activated protein kinase SLT2/MPK1
Exons: 7
Coding region: 378-1664 (428 amino acids)
Biological process (GO): intracellular signal transduction; protein phosphorylation
Cellular component (GO): cytoplasm; nucleus
Molecular function (GO): MAP kinase activity; ATP binding
Source: RefSeq, a predicted model, not a curated record